CAGAGGCGACCCAGGGCGCGCGGGGAGGAUGGAGAAGCUGCGCGUGGGCUUCAUCGGGGCCGGGCGCAUGGCUGCGGCUGUGGCACAAGCGAUGCUGCUGGCAGGUGAAGUACAGGCAGUGAACAUCCUUGCCAGCGCCCCAUCCGACAGGAAUUUGGGCAAGUUCCAGGACUUUGACUGCAAGACAACGCACCGUAACCUGGAGGUGUUGGAAAAUUCUACCUUCGUGUUCCUGGCUACCAAGCCCCACAUCAUCCCUUCAGUCCUCCGAGAGAUUGCUCCUGCUGUCACCCCUGACCACGUGGUCAUUUCCAUGGCGGCUGGAGUCACACUCCAGACCCUAGAAGAGCUUCUCCCCGCUGGGACCAAGGUGUUGCGGAUCAUGCCUAACCUCCCCUGUGUGGUCCAGUCUGGCGCAAUUAUCCUGGCUCGGGGCACCUCCGCUGGGGAACAGGAUGUAGCCCUGCUGAAGACGCUCUUGUCUCCUUGCGGGCUGUGCGAAGAGGCUCCUGAAUCUUACAUUGACAUCCACACUGGGCUAAGCGGCAGUGGCGUGGCCUACGUAUAUAUGUUUGCAGAAGCGCUGUCAGAAGGCGCUCUGAAGAUGGGGAUGCCGUGGGCCAUGGCCAAUAAGAUUGCAGCCCAGACACUCAUGGGAGCAGCCAAAAUGAUCCUGGAAACAGGGGAGCACCCGGCAGUCCUGAGGAGUUCUGUUUGCACGCCAGGGGGCACAACCAUCCAUGCCUUGCACGAACUGGAGAAGGGGUCUCUUCGGGCUACUGUCAUGAACGCCGUGGAAGCGGCCACCAGCCGGGCUCGUGAACUGGGCAAGAAGUAGAGGGCAAGCGUUGGCUUGAGAGCCUUUUGAGUGAAAGGAUUCCACCUUUCCCCAUCAAGGAAGAAUGUCCUCUGGGCGUGGGACGGCCUCCUGGUUGCCAAACAACCCUGCGUCCAUGGCUUACAAGGAGGUGACAACCCCACCCCACUUUUAUCAAUAGAACCAGCAAUAUGAACCAUCCGUUGCCCUUGAAAGAAGUCUUGGAGGGAGCUAGGAGGAGAUGGUCUGUUCCUGUGGUUCCUGUGAACCUGUAUGAUCCACUCUUCCAUUGGAGGGCUGCCAUCUAAUAAACAAGUGUUCCUUCUUGCCGACAGGAUCUUGUCUGUCUGGUUUUCUAUAGAUCUGACCGA
This is a messenger RNA of Elgaria multicarinata webbii, 1188 nucleotides long. RefSeq names its product pyrroline-5-carboxylate reductase 3 (gene PYCR3). The coding region runs from base 29 to 838 and encodes 269 amino acids. Gene Ontology annotation, biological process: L-proline biosynthetic process. The transcript has 6 exons. NCBI's taxonomy places the organism in Eukaryota, Metazoa, Chordata, Lepidosauria, Squamata, Anguidae. The record is from RefSeq and is a predicted model, not a curated record. Gene Ontology annotation, molecular function: pyrroline-5-carboxylate reductase activity.